Volvox carteri f. nagariensis is the source of this 1032-nucleotide messenger RNA. RefSeq lists its product as uncharacterized. NCBI's taxonomy places the organism in Eukaryota, Viridiplantae, Chlorophyta, Chlorophyceae, Chlamydomonadales, Volvocaceae. The transcript has 4 exons. Bases 1 to 1032 code for a protein of 343 amino acids. The record is from RefSeq and is a predicted model, not a curated record.
AUGGAUGCCCAACAUGUGGAGUUUGAGACAGCCGUCCUUGUCCCAAGCCAACGGGAGAUCGAUCUUGAGACCAUAACCCUUGCUGUGGCAGCGUUCCCCAACAAAGUUGGGAACUUGCUUAUGAAGGCGUUGGGCGCCGUCGCCCCGCUGACGGAACUCAAACACCUCAAGCGCGUCCGCAAAGCACCAGAUGAUGGGACACUGCUGGAGGCCAUCUUAUGCGUGCUAAUUGACGAUGGAGCCAGCGAGCCAGCUCCUGCUUCGUCAACCCCCGACUCAACACCUGCUGACGGCCCUAGCGGGGACUCAACGGAUGCACGCCGCCUUCCAAUACCGCUGCAGACGCUAUAUAACCAAUACGGUGGUAUUCGCCUCCGCUUAUUGCCUGCAGCUGCCGCGCCGCCGCAAAAUCGGCAGCAGUGGGCGGCGUGGACACAGCUCUGGCCCAUUACCUGGCGCAUACCCGAGAACGGCACCCCUGUGACGGAGGAGGCCCCUGUCGACGCAUGCAUGCAGCGGUACUUUGAGCAUCUCAUGCGGGCAGCACUGCAGCUGGCCUCUGGGUCGGGCGUCGAUAACGCGGCGAUCAUUGUGGACCCAGCGGUUCAGGUGCCGGUGGCCGAGGCGGCGGACAACAGUGCAGUCCAUCCGUUGCAGCACGCGGUCAUGGCGGCCGUGCAGGCAGCUUCGGAGCGAGACCUCGCGCAAUGGCCGGCCGAGCGGGCCAGUGUGGACCCAUACGACAGAAACGGUGGUGGCGACGGUGGGGACUUAAGCGACGUCAUGGCUGGCCGCAGCGUGGCAGGUGUUGAGGGUGGUACAGAUUUACAGUCCGCGAGCAGUCCGGGGCAGGGUGUGCUGCCGCAUGGGCGGGACCGCGUCAUCUAUUGCCAGCCGGACGCGGUCUUUGGGGCGCUGGGGGGCUGCAGGCGGCUGCACGCAUGUUGUUCGGAAAUCGUCAACCUGGGACAGGGAAGCGGGAAGGCAAGUGCCAGCCUUCUGACAUUUAGGCGGAGCCAGUCCCUGGACUGA